Messenger RNA from Dalotia coriaria, 937 nucleotides. RefSeq names its product MIT domain-containing protein 1-like. The record is from RefSeq and is a predicted model, not a curated record. The transcript is spliced from 2 exons. The coding region runs from base 143 to 856 and encodes 237 amino acids. NCBI's taxonomy places the organism in Eukaryota, Metazoa, Arthropoda, Insecta, Coleoptera, Staphylinidae.
UGAGAUGCGUGAAUUAUUUAUUGUUCAAUUUGACUAUGCAACCGAAUAUACAGCAAUACCAGAUGGUUAUGUGUUCAUACAUAGUUAUUAUUAAACAAAACACAGCAACAGUUAGUUUUAAUAAUAAAUAAAACUCAACACAAUGAAGGAAGCAGCUGUAAGUCUUUUAAAAAGAGCUGUAGAGUUAGAUCAAGCUAAAAGAUUCACAGAAGCUCUGUUAUUAUAUCAAGAAGGCAUUCAGAUGCUUCUUCAACUCAGAAAAUCUGAGAGUAAGGACAGAGCUGAUUAUUACCUUAAGAAAAUCGAAGAGUACAUGUCCAGAGCUGAAACAAUCAAGAAAACAGUGGAAGAACUCAAACAACAAGGCAAAUAUCAUGAACAAAUGAGCAUCAAAAGUGACAGCAUAGGUCAUUCCUAUACAAAAAUCUUCAGUAGAUUUCUUGAUUCAGAUGUAACACAUGUAACCAUUGAGGAUCCUUAUAUUAGAGCAUUUCAUCAAGUGCAGAAUCUGAUUAAAUUCUCAGAAAUGUUGAUUAAACAUUGUAGUAACUUGAAAAGAAUUAAACUGAUUACUACACAAAGUGACAGUGAAAGUGAGCAGCAUGGACAUCUAAAUAACAUGAAAAAAGAUCUGAAGGAUAAUUUUAGCAUAGAACUUUUAAUUGAAUUCUCACCAACACUGCAUGAUAGACAAAUUAGUUUAAGUACUGGCUGGAUAAUCAAAAUUGGCAGAGGAUUGGAUUAUUUUAAAGCUCCAAGGAGUAAAAACUGCAUUGGGACUUAUGAUUUAGACUUAAGACCUUGUCAUGAAACAACUGUGGACAUAUUUCAUUCUAAUAAUGUUGUUCAGAAGUGAUUUUUAGUGAAAAUUAUGCGUUUUUGUGUAAAUAUGUAUGUUUAUGGUAGGCAACCAAAUAUACUUCUAUUUUGAUCAUUA